GGGAGGAGCGCGAGUUGGCGGCCAUGGUGGCUGAGUUUCGACUCUGUGCGGGACCUGCAGUCUCCUUUCAGGAGUUUGAGACUCACUUACGCUAUGAAGGGGAUGUUUUUAUUGGUGCUGUAUUCACCCCGGAGCCCUUUUGGAAGGCAGUGAGGCGGACGGCAAAGGUGCUCGUCUCCCAAGUGGCCGGUGCGGCAACAAUCGCGUUUCUCUGGGCUCUGGUUUGGGUGGGAUACUGGUGGGUCUGUGCGAGAGGACGGUGGAUUGUGCUUGAUGUUGCUCGCCGCAUUGUCGCUGUCCUAUGCUUUGUCACUAUGGUGCUACUUACCGCUGAGGGUAGCCUUCGUGGGGCCCUCCAUCGCUUGACAACCACGUGGCCCUUCUUUGCUCCCACCAUGAUCAUACACGUCGGCGGUGCUGUGUUCUUCCACGUGGAGGCCUUGUGGCCUUACCGCAUUAUAAUUGCAGGUUGUUUCUAUGUGUACGUAGGGCUUGUCCAGCCAGUGAUGUAAGAAAGGGAAGAAAUGAAGGACACUCUUACAAUGGCAGCUCACACUCCUGUGUGCUCCCUGCAGGGUCUUCCGCCAAGUGGCUCUCACUUCGAGGACGGUCGUAAGAAAACGUCUUUAUGUCAUGCAGAUGGGGCUCGUAUUUUUGCUGAUAGUGACUUAUGCGUCUUCAACACGAUCCUGCUUCCUACCGCUUGCCCAAGACGCGGCGAGCGGUGGCGAAAAUAAAAGCAUUGUCGUCAUCACGUGGCUGGUCGCAAUGUCGCCCCUUGUUGCACUCUGUAAGGACAUCAUAAUGCACCAUUCUCGUAGCCCUUCAAUUGUCUUUCAGUGAUGGCGCUAGUACGCUCAUUACGCGACGGUCCCGCACUACAAACGGGUCUAGCGAUUUCUUAUCCGGCGGUAGCUUUCGUUCUGUAAGAUCAGACGUUCUCUAUGUAUUCCCUCACUGACCAAUGUUUUGAAUCUUCUAUUCUCAGCUACCCACGGAUCGUACAAGCAGAGAUGCAGCAUCCGUCGUCUCAGGUCAGUUGAACUAUGCUGUCUGUGCCUUGUUUAAAUUCCUCUUGCUUCUCUCGUCUCUUCCCAGGUUCUGACUUCGCUUAUCUUCGCGUCGUUCGACUUGUUGACCGACAUGGCCAUCCCAUAUUGUUAGUACAUAUAUGCACACAUGAGACGUAUAUGCGACCAUCGCGGGAUUAAUGCUGUCUGUCUGUAUGUAUGUCUGUCUCCGCAUGCAGUGAUGCUUGUUAGCGGUGCGGCUAAGAGAGCUUUGGUGCGGUGCCUGUCCUCAUGGAAAGCACGCAGGAAAGUCCGACAUCAGCAUUCAAAUGACACGUCCCACACCAUCGCUGCCGAAGACACCGCGGAAAACGCUGAAGAAACAAUCACCGACAAGCAGCUGCCGGCCAAACUGCUCAGCCGUCUGUCCACUACGGUAUUGAGCUUCUACACAGGGAGUCGCACAGGUGCCAGCGCUCUCUUCAGCCGCCAAUCGCUGAGGUCCCUGAGCUCAUUUCUCGAUGUCCCCACACGAGUUGUCCAGUUCAAGCUUCACCCGAUAUUCCUCAGGAGGCUCAGCGACGUAAGGGAGGAGCAUGUGAAUUGUCUUUAUACCUUCAAAUCCCACGUCUCCCCCAUGUUCUGGCUGAUUUCCGUCGAUGGACGAUGAAUGCAGCAGAUGCACGCUUACGGCUUGGCGGAACUAACGGUGCUCAUUCUCACCAACGCAUCUUUCAUCACUCUCGACCAGGUGGUGUCUCCAUCACUUCCGCAGCUGCUUGAACGAGUGGCUGGUCUGCUGAUCAUGGUGCUUAUCGAGGUGGUCUUUGAGGGCGUACUAUUCGUUUGGCUGGUCCGGUCCGCCAAUUUGCCUCUCCUGAGAAGCAUGGCGGAGCCUGGGUUUAUGAGAAUGUAUGUACUCGGACUGGCGAUCGGCGGCGGCAUAAUUGUGCUUCGUGGAGGGCCAUACUUUGUCCUGUGGCACUUGAGCACUCUGGACGAGAGCAGGUAUGGCCAAAUGGGGACGCAGGAGUUCUGUCCGUACCACUCGACCCUGCAAGACCUGCCAUAGGCUGCAUGAGACUUGUGUAUGCGGGGAAAUUAGAGAUGAGUGGUAAACGACUGACAGUGUCUGGUCUGCCUUGCCAACAUACCAACGGUAUGGCAUGGCACAGGGGCCUUUUGCUUACGUCAAUGUGUCAUUUGUGGCGAUCAAAUGUGGACGAUGCUAAGACACUUCUGACGGGAGUGGCCUUGAUGUCUCUGUCUUUGAAAUCUGUAUGCCAGGCCGUCUCGCUGAUGUUAGCUGAAGAAUUUCUUGAUG
This is a messenger RNA of Vitrella brassicaformis, 2334 nucleotides long. Lineage: Eukaryota; Vitrellaceae. The record is from the annotation of a GenBank genome assembly.